AUGGCCAUGAUGCUUAUGGGUACGGCCAUGUUAUAUCACGUGAUAGAACGAUAUUUCUUGAAAGAAUUUCUUUUGACGCUCAGCAAUGCAGCACAUUUACCCGAGGAAAACGAUGAUUCACAUAGUACAGAUGACGAUCAAGAAGUGACAGACGGUAAUUUAUUUGACGCGCAUGCAGUGGAGCAGUCUCCCCCUGCACCACCAAUCCAAUCUAUCGAUGGAAAUAACUCCGACAACUCUGCAAGUGGUACGGCUACAGCUGCGUCUGAAGACAGUCGUAUUAUUCGGAAUGCUGGAGCAAUGGGUCAAGAGAGGAAGAAUUGUGGCAGGCCUCCUAGCCGUCGUGGACGACGUGGUAGACACGCGAGAAUAAAUCAAAAUUUAAUUCGCGAAGAAGAAGCUGCGUCUGAAGACAAUAGUAUCAUUCGAAAUGCUAGAGCAGCGGAUCAAGGAAGGAGGAGUCGUGGCAGGCCUCCUAGCCGUCGUGGACGACGUGGUAGACUCGCGAAUCAAAAUUUAAUUCGCGAAGUAGAAGAGACUACAAACACUGAGAAAGAAACGGUGCAAGAACCGAUCGCACGCGUCGAAUCCAUUGUAAACGAGCGGAUUAAUAUAAAUGAUGAAACUGAUACAAUUGCUGAAGGAAGUGAAAGAUCGGUGGACCAAUUGAUCGACCCUAAUGAGGGAAAUCACGUGAGAAAUGAAGAACGUGAUAUACCGGAGGAUGAAGUUGCAAGAAUAGAUGCCACUUUUGAAAACGAGAUAAACGAAGAUGAACACGAUUUUGACAUUCCGGCGGAUGAUUAUGAUUUCCUCGCUGAAGAAGAACAAAAUGAUUUGCCGUAUCAUCCCGUUCUGUCAGGCCCAAUAUCAAGUGAAAAUAAUCGGGGUGUUUGCUGUACAUGUUUAAACACAAUUGCAACCCAUGUACCAUGCGGCCAUCUUUGUAUUUGCGGCGAUUACGAACAGCAAAUAGAAGAUUACAAAUGUCCUUUAUGUAGGGAAAUAUAUACGUAUUGUAUCCGCGUAAUUACUACGUAAAAAUGUUAUCCGAAAAUAGUUUGCGUAAAAGCGAGAAGAGACUAAACAGACAGGACUACUGGAAAGUGUGCGUUAAUACGGCAUACUUCUCUGAAUAUUUUAUACGUUGCUAUGAUGGCAUAUAUGUUUUUGCUUAUAAGUUAGCUAGUUAUAAAAUUCUUUAUUACAAAUACAUAUUG
Solenopsis invicta (red fire ant) is the source of this 1220-nucleotide messenger RNA. RefSeq lists its product as uncharacterized. NCBI's taxonomy places the organism in Eukaryota, Metazoa, Arthropoda, Insecta, Hymenoptera, Formicidae. The transcript is spliced from 10 exons. The record is from RefSeq and is a predicted model, not a curated record. The coding region runs from base 1 to 1041 and encodes 346 amino acids.